AGAUUUUAAAUCUCGAUCUGAGUUUCAACGAAAUUGCCUUUUUACCGGAUCGUAUCUUUUCCAAUUUACGAAAUACCAUCAAGCUGGAUCUCUCCAGGAAUCACAUUGAGGCUAUUUCCGAGUAAGAUAUCAAGCUCAUUCCUUUCUCCGUUUUUUUAUCCAUCAUUUUUGCUCUUCGAUUUUCCUGCUUUGAUGCAUACUACAAAUGUCCUCAUUCAAUGGAUGUGUCUGCAUUUAUUUCGUCCAGGAAUCUCUUCACGGGAUUAACGUCAUUGCGGGAAUUGAAUAUGGCAAGAAACAAAAUGAUCGAAAUUCACGAUCAAGCUUUUGUCUCACUGGUGAAUCUCCGCAUCGCUGAAUUUUCAUUCAACGCGUUGGCACUGCGCUCUUCCGAAACAACGAUCCACUCGCCGUUUCACUACGCCGAGAAACUUGAAGAACUUCACUUGGAUCAUAACAACGUUUCCAACAUUUUUGCAGACUGGAUGUUCUCGAUGAACUCAAUGAGAGUUUUGAAUCUCGCCUACAACAAUCUGCAAUACUUGAUGCACGAGGAUUUGCAGUUCUUGUCGGAAAAUUUGUACGUCGAUCUUACGAACAAUAAUAUAAGUCACGUGUAUUUGGAUGGAGUUGAGUCCUGGGCGGCAGAGCGAACUUAUUCACGAAACUUGAUAAUCUCGAUAGAAAAGAAUCCGAUUGAAUGCGAUUGCGAGCUUUACAGUUUGCUUCGUUAUCUUGAGGGGCGACUCAACAGUAAUGUAAAAAAGGCGUUCAUACUUGAAAUUGGUCACACGAAAUGCGAGGCACCGAAUGAAUUGAAGGGAACAAUAAUUAUGAACUUGCGGUCGAAGACUUUCAAGUGCGAAACAAAUCAAAUUUCAAAACUCAAGAAUUCUUGUCCCGAUCAAUGUGGAUGUUACGUGAGACCGGAAAACAAAGCUUGUUUAGUCAAUUGUGUCAACGAGGGAUUUAUCGAAACUCUGAAAAAGGUAGAGUGUCCGGUCGAUCAUUCGAUCGAAUUGAAUUUCAGCGGUAAUUCGUUGAGCAGUAUGCCUAAUGUCAACUGGCCAGGUUACGAGAGGAUCUCCGUACUGGAUCUCGAUCAUAACAAUAUUUCGAGUAUUUCCAUUGAGAUGCUUCCACCAAAUCUCAAGGUACUAAAAUUGAGUAACAACGCUCUGGCAAGAUUGGAUGGAGCGGUUAUCGAUUAUUUGGAAAAUUCAACGCAAUUAACGAGACUCUCUCUGGAUUCGAAUCCGUGGAAGUGUGACUGCGACGCGCGUCGAUUUCUCAAUUUCAUACAAAAGAAGAGCCUCGAAAUUCCCGAACUCAUGAAGAUCACUUGUUCCGGUAGAGAAUCACUUCCGAUUCACCAAAUGACCCCGGACGAGCUCUGUCCCACGAACAACAUGUGGAUCAUCAUCGGUUGUUCCCUAAUUGCUCUUCUCGGUUUAAUCCUCGGGACUCUAGCCGCUGUGUACUAUCGUUAUCAGAUGGAAAUCAAAGUUUGGCUUUACGCGAAAAAUUUGUGUCUCUGGUUCGUGACGGAGAACGAGCUCGACAGAGACAAACUCUUCGACGCGUUCAUCAGUUAUUCUCACAAAGACGAGGACUUCGUCGUUAAUGAUCUGAUACCGAAACUCGAGGCGGAGCCAAGGCCAUUCAAGCUGUGCGUACACUUCCGAGAUUGGCUGGCCGGCGAAUGGAUACCGAAGCAGAUCGCACGCUCGGUCGAAGAAUCACGACGCACGAUCGUCGUGCUGUCGCCAAAUUUUUUGGAAAGCGUCUGGGGCCGCAUGGAAUUCCGGGCUGCUCACAGCCAAGCUCUCAGCGAAGGGAGAGCGCGAGUGAUCGUUAUUUUGUACGGUGACAUUGGUCCAACGGAGGAACUCGAUCCUGAGCUCAACGCAUAUUUGAGCAUGAAUACAUACGUUAAGUGGGGCGAUCCGUGGUUUUGGCAGAAGCUCGAAUACGCGAUGCCACAUCCGCCCGGAAUAAAGAAGCGUAAAUCACGUAAAAGCAUUUUUGAAAGUACGCAGCCUCCUCGCAUCGCAAUGCCAAGCGACAAAUCCGAAUUAAUAAACUCAUCGGGGACUCCCUCCACACCGCCUAUUUCAACCACACCACCCGCUGAUUCUGUCAAAAUUUUCAUAGUCAACGGUGUCACGGACAACGAAUAUGAAAAGCCAGCGAUCAACAACAUCGAUCGAAAUGCCUUACCUCCAGCUAUCACUGAUUUAAAUCCUAAUAAAAGUAACAGUGUCUUCAACAAAAUUCAGUGCACGACCGUUUGACGCGAUACUUUCUGACUCGAAAAAUAUUAAAUCGUAUCUUUCUCACCGAAGUUGACGAACAUUUGAGAAUUCCUAGAGCUGAAAGAAAAAAAAAACAAAAAAUGGGACGCGACACGUUCGCGGGAAAAAGAGCAUUUUCCAUUCUACGCGCUAUGCCAGUAAAUAUUUUUCACAAAUUAACAGUGUACUCGGACGAGUUACUUGAAAUAGAACUUGAAUGAAAAUCGACGAGAGACGUUACUCCCGGUAGAGAACAAACUUCGGAAGAAGAUUAUUCGGACGAGCCCCUUCUGGGCCUUGCGACUGCCAUUGUUCUCUCAAUUUCAAUUGACCGUUAGAACCUUGAUCAACUUGACGCGAUCCGUUUUGAAAAGGAUCCACCGUGCUACCGUUUUAUGAACUUCGCACCAAAUGACUGAAAAAUAUCGAUACGCGAUGUUUCAUUUGCAUUUGAUACUCAUUUUUUCCUCAUCAUUUUAAUUUAUUACGGACACUAAUAUAAUGUCAUCAGUAACAAAAAAACAAACAUCAUUCUUCCGGCAACUGAUUGCCGAAUUUAGACGUUAUAAAAAUACAUACUGAAAUUGUAAAAAUUUCGAUAUUUUUGACCAUUCAAAAAUUCAGGUGAAUUUCGUAUGUGGCUGAAAGAUUUUUUUCGAAAUUGUCCUAUUUUUGACAACAUGAUCCGUAAUUUCUGUAAGACUGAGCAUAAUUAUAGUUCACCACGUUACCGUCAUAAAUUGUAAUUAAAAUUGUAUAUAUAGAUAUAAUUUUGUAAGCGUACAAAAUAAUAAAUAUUCGAAUAGUUGUUAA
Molecule: messenger RNA, 3107 nt
Organism: Venturia canescens
Lineage: Eukaryota; Metazoa; Arthropoda; Insecta; Hymenoptera; Ichneumonidae
Product: protein toll-like
Exons: 3
Coding region: 219-2294 (691 amino acids)
Biological process (GO): toll-like receptor signaling pathway; immune response; inflammatory response
Cellular component (GO): plasma membrane
Molecular function (GO): protein binding; transmembrane signaling receptor activity
Source: RefSeq, a predicted model, not a curated record